Prorocentrum cordatum is the source of this 312-nucleotide messenger RNA. The record is from the annotation of a GenBank genome assembly. Lineage: Eukaryota; Dinophyceae; Prorocentrales; Prorocentraceae.
AUGGCGGAAGCUGCCAACGUUAUGUCCAUAAUGACCCACAACAUUGAGAAGGGCAUCUGCCAGAACGCGAACGCGUUGGCGCUCAAGAUGCCGAAAAACGUCCUGAAAGAGGUUGUGAAGGCGGAGAACCGGCACGCGACCCAGCAGACGCCUGCGGGUCUGCAGGCGGAAGAGACUCUACGCCAGCUGCAGGGCCUAGCAGGGGACAUCGGCGAGCGGCUCAAGGUCAGGCACGACGAGUACAACACUUUGAAGAAGUUUAAGGAGCAGCGCCAACUUGGCGGCCCGGACAGUUCCUUCAAGUGGGAUUGA